GUUGCGAAAGCGGCGGCGAGAAGGCUGCUAAGAUGUCAAACCAAAAGAAGUGUCCAGACUGUGGCUCCUUGGAAAUUGUAGAGGACUCUCAUUAUGCUCAGAACCAGCUGGUGUGCACAGACUGUGGCUUCAUUCUGACUGAAGGGCUUCUCACAAACACAUAUGCUGAUGAAGAACAUUUACAAGAAGUCACAUAUUCACGGAGUACUGGUCAGAAUGAGCAAACGAGCCGUUGUGUACAGCGAGGAGUCAAACGUGUUCGGGAUCUCUGCAAAGUUCUGCGCCUUCCUUCUCUGUUUGAAGAUACAGCCGUGUCCUAUUACCAGCAGGCAAUCAAACGUCCCUGCUUCAGUUUAGUUAGCUUGGAGAAGGAGAUGCUUGUGGGCUGUUGCGUCUUUGUGACCUGCCGCCAGCACAACUGGCCCCUGACCAUGGGCACAGUCUGCCUGCUGCUCUAUGGAGACAAGGAGUUGUUUGCAAAGACCUAUCUACGCUUCCUGAAGGAACUGGCACUGGAUGUGCCUACUCUCAGCUUGAUGGAUAUGGUGAAAACCCACCUCAACAGCUUCAAGAUUUUCCAGAAUUCACCCAGCGUCCCGACUAAGUUUGUGGAAGAAAAGGAGCAGCUGGUGGCAAGGACUAUCCAGAUGGUGGAACUUGCCAGCGACACGUGGCUGGUGACAGGCCGGCACCCCAUCCCCAUAGUGACAGCAGCAGCCUUCCUGGCUUGGCAGUCUCUCCGGCCUGUCGAUCGCCUCACUUGCACCCUUUCUCAGUUCUGUAAGCUUGCUGGUAUGGAUGCUCCCCGGCCAGCCCACCAGAGACUGAAGGAGCUGCAUAACAUCCUCCUGCAAAUGGCUUCUCAGCUGGGCUGGUUGCGAGUGCUGAAAGUGGACCGUCGGAGUGUGGCAAAGUACAUCGGUGACCUUCUGCGGCACCGCCGUGUGCUUCUACAGGCUGCCUUCCGCAUCGUGGAUACUACGGAUGACCGUGACCUAGAAGACUCAGCAGCUACGCCACUGCAGCUAAUAGAUGAGAGCGCUGCAACAGUAGAAGAGGCCUCCCUUUCAGGAGAGAAGCAGAAGUUCAGCAAGCGGAAACCUUUGCUCCCACCCUGCGUCUUGAACCCCGCAAAGAGGCUACGAACUCCUGAGCUAAGCCUUGAAGAAUCUGCUAUCACUGGGGAUGAGCCCAUUUUAGACAGUGAGAUAGAGCAGUAUAUCCGGACUCCAGAAGAAAAGGAGAUGUUUAGCAAGGCUCAAGCGUGCCUGUGACCUCAAAGCUGCAAGUGAUUCAGACAGGCUUGCAAGCAAUAGCCUUCUGAUACAUAUUUUGCUCUAGGAGGCUUAGUUUGGUAAGAAUAGAGUAUACACUUCCGGAGUUAAUGCUAAAUACAAUACUUCUGGUAAAUGAGCCAUCAUAACCACUAGAGGAUUGUGAAAAUUUGUGUC
Messenger RNA from Podarcis muralis (Common wall lizard), 1451 nucleotides. The record is from RefSeq and is a predicted model, not a curated record. Lineage: Eukaryota; Metazoa; Chordata; Lepidosauria; Squamata; Lacertidae.